Molecule: messenger RNA, 3244 nt
Organism: Colossoma macropomum (tambaqui)
Lineage: Eukaryota; Metazoa; Chordata; Actinopteri; Characiformes; Serrasalmidae
Product: all-trans-retinol 13,14-reductase-like
Exons: 11
Coding region: 70-1893 (607 amino acids)
Molecular function (GO): all-trans-retinol 13,14-reductase activity
Source: RefSeq, a predicted model, not a curated record
UUAGCUCGGUUUCUGUUCAGUUGAGCUGAGCUGAGUUAGCGCUCCGGUUAUCACAGAGCUGCUGCAGUGAUGUGGGUCGCGGUCGGUCUUGUUGUCGUGCUGUUGGUCGUGUUGCUCUUCAAAUAUGUGUUCGGCUCAUCCGGACCGAGUCCUUUUGACUUCGACUCCCGCCAACCGCUGAAGCCGAUGGUGCUGGACGAGAAGGAGAAGAACAAAGUGCUGAAACAAGGCUUUCUCGCUAGCAGAGUCCCCCGGGACCUUGAUGCCAUUGUGAUUGGCAGUGGCGUCGGUGGACUCGGUGUUGCAGUUUUAAUGGCGAAGGUUGGAAAGAAGGUUCUGGUACUUGAACAGCACGACCGGGCUGGAGGAUGCUGCCACACCUUCACAGAGAAAGGCUUCGAGUUUGAUGUUGGUAUCCACUACAUUGGUGACCUGGUGGAAAAUACACCGAUGCGGUGUAUAUCAGAUCAACUGACCAAUGGACAGCUACAGUGGGAGCCACUAGACAACCCUUUUGAUCAUGUGGUUCUGGGGCCCCCAGAGAACCGCCGCGUCUACCCCAUCUACAGUGGCCAAAAGCGCUACGCUCAGGAGCUGAAGAAGUGCUUCCCAGGAGAGGAGAAGGCCAUUGAUGAGUUUAUAAGACUGUCUAAGAAAUGUGGUCAAGGUGUUUGGUUGAUGCCCGUGUUGAAGAUCAUCCCCUCUCCGAUUGCUAAGUUCCUGGUCUACUCAGGGCUGAUCAGUCGUCUGUCGUAUUUCUUCCGGUAUGGCCCCCGUAGCCUGACUGAGGUGGUGAACGGCCUCACUCAGAAUAAAGACCUCAGGGCUGUGUUCUGCUACAUCUUUGGGACGUAUGGAAACAUACCAAAAGAAGCCAGUUUUUCCAUGCAUAGUCUGCUUUUGUGCCACUAUAUGCCUGGUGCCUGGUACCCUAAGGGAGGAGCAAGUGAGAUUGCCUUCCACAUGAUUCCCAUCAUAGAGAAGGCAGGAGGAGCUGUCCUGGUCAGAGCUCCCGUCAACCGCAUCCUCCUCAACGACGCCAAGGAGGCUAUAGGUGUGAGUGUUAUGAAGGGACACGAGGAGGUACAUGUGCAUGCUCCCAUCGUCAUCUCAGAUGCUGGAAUCUUCAACACCUACCAGCAUCUCCUGCCCCAAGAGGUGCAGGCCAUGCCAGCGAUCCAGAAGCAGCUAAGUUUUGUGAAGCAUGGAGAGGGCGGACUCAGUGUCUUUCUGGGUCUGGACGGGACAAAAGAGGAGUUGGGUCUCGAAGCCAAAAACUACUGGGUCUUCACCGAGAACAACCUGGAUGAGCUGAUGGAGGGCUACAGGAAAGAAGAGAGGGAGGAAGCUAUAAAGAGUGUACCUCUGAUUUUUAUUGCCUCGCCAUCUGCCAAAGACCCCACCUGGGAGCAGAGAAAGCCAGGUAAAUCCACUCUGAGUCUGGUGAGUUUUGCCCCCUACUCGUGGUUCGAGGAAUGGAAAGAUGACAAGGUGAAAAACAGGGGGGCCGACUAUAAGGAACUAAAGGAGACCCUCCUCAACUCCCUUUUGGAAGUGGUAUAUCAGGUCUUCCCCAAGAUCAAGGAUAGGAUAGAAUACAUGGAUGCAGGCACUCCCGUCACCAACCAGCACUACAUAGCAGCUCCUGAAGGAGAGAUCUAUGGAGCUGACCACGGCACUGCCCGCUUCAGUGCAGAAUUUUGUGUCUCUAUAAGACCACAGACACCCAUCAAAAAUCUCUACCUCACAGGCCAAGAUCUGUUUUCGUGCGGCUAUGCGGGCGCGCUGGCUGGUGCUAUGGUGUGUGGCUCUGCGAUUCUCAAACGCAACCUUUACAUGGACGUCUUAGCCCUUUGCGUGAAACUCAAAUAUGGCAGCAAGAAAGCUCAGUGACCACAUCAACACUCCUUCAGUCCUGGCUGAGCACUGUAACAGUGGAAAGAAGCAUUCGAACCCAGCUGAACCACAGUCCUGAUUCACGCCACUGGAUGCACUUUUUAUGCAGUAUUAUUGCAUAUAAUAUACAGUCGUAUGCAAAAGUACACUUCCUCUUCGGAGAACACACAGCUACACUUUUUAAUGUACAAUUACUGUUUAUUUGCCAAAUUUAACAUACUUGGGGGGCUAAUGUGAAAAAUGUUUUUUUUUUUUCCAGUAUGUUAAACUAAUAUAAAUAAAUAUACAUGGUGAACUGCAAUUGGUAGGAAAUUACCAUAUUUAAGUGUGUUCUCUGUAGAGGAUGUGUCAACUGUUUUCACUUAGAAAAUUCAAGUUUUUGCAUACGCUUAUGUACAGUAAUAUGUAAUACAUAAAUUAAUUGCUGAUAUAUGUUUAACUAAAUUACAAGCUUUUGUGUUUUGGAGAGAAGCACUGAUCAUUACUUUACAUUUUUUAGCACUUUUUCCUAACUUCCUUCAAUCUUUUCCUCAUUUUUGGUCUAAUUCAUUCUGUAUUCUGUAUUAUCAGUGUUUCAGAAUGCUUUAGUUUUCCUCUUAAUCGAGCUGACUGCCUUUGGGGAUCUCCCCAAAAUAUAGUCUGAGAAAAACAAAUUAGCUUUUAUCUGCUAAUAAAUGUUUAAUCUCUUCAAAUUGAAUGUCUGUUUAGUAACACCAAUCAUUUGAACCCAUGUAAAUAGUUUUGUGGGUGUACAGUUGGUGUUUGGAGAUGAUUUUCAGAUGUCUAAUGUGAUUUUUCUUGUGAGACGGUUUGUUAGAGGAAUUGUUUUUUCAAGUCCAAUAUUUGGAAUGAUUUGUAAGUUUGUUUAGAUUUUAAACAUUUCCAUUAAUUAAUGUGCUGAAUUGAGCACAUCAGUAAAAAGAGGGAAAUGGACAUGAAAUAUAAACCUGCUGUGAGGAUUAACAGUGUAAGUAGUUUUGAGUGUUGCCGGUUAUUAAUUGUUACUAUUUCUUUAUGCUGCAGUUACGUAGGACUGAUGUGCCUUAUGGUUGUUUAUUUUAAAGAUGAAAUAAUUGUUGAAAUGUUUCUUGAAAUGUAGGCAUUUAAAAACCUAACUGAGUGAAAUUUCAGCUCUUAUGAUCUGAUGCCUAUUUUUUAAAGAAGCCAGCCUAACUGAAAUUAGUUGUCUGCUUUCUGGCGUAUUGUUUGCUAUGUUUACUAAAAGUAUGUAUGUAAAUGUUUGCACUGACAUGGUCUUGUACUGUAUCUCACAGUUCUGACUAUAUAAAGCUGCUUUAAAACGCUGAAAUGGUUUUAAUAUCCUGCUGCAAUAAAGAUAGAAAACAAC